GCCCAGGGACCAAUCCGGGGCCAUGUUUAUCGUCUGCUCGCCCUCACACUAGUGCAAAUGGAGUAAGAAUGAGUGAGGGUCGGGGAGGCUCGAGGCUGGUGGAAUUUACGCAUCAAAAUGGGCGACCGGGCCAGAAGCCUUACCAUUGACGGUGUGAGGUUGAUCAAGGACUUGAAGGUGGUGGAGCUGAAGGCGGAGCUGGAGCGGCGGGGCCUGUCCAAGUCCGGCAGCAAGAAGGAACUGGUGGAACGUUUGAGGAGUAGUGUACAGUUUGAGAACACCAAGUCAAAGGCAACAGCCGCAGUCAACGAAGAGGAUGUUCCUAACAGAUGGCUACAAAAUGAGCCCAACCUAGACAACAACGACUACAUCCGAGAGUACUUCCAGUCUCAGAAGGCACUCUACCGCCAGCAGAUUGAAGUCCGAAGGCAGUACAGAGAAACAGCCACCGCCGCCACAGUCCCGGGAAGCUCGGAGGCGGUGAGUGGUACACGGGCGGACACCCACCAGCCAGCAUCCACCCCACAGCCCCCAGCAUCUCAGCCCACACAGGUGACCGAGGCCAAGGGCGUAGGUGCGCACGUCCACGGGUUAACACACAAGGAGCUGCCACUACCCCCUCCCACCGCCAAGGUCCGGAAACCCAAGGUCGUUGAACCCCCACCGCCACCACUACCGGAGUCCCCAUCCACCUCAAACUGCAGCAGGCCAAGUCGCAGCUCGGCCCGGGCCGCUCGAGCCCUCAGCCGCAUCUCAUUUGAGGACUCCGAGGAGGAUAACUCAGAGGACGACGACCACCACAGCCACCACCACCACCGCCCUCAGCCGACACGCAGGUCUCGGAAACGCUCGUCCCGGCACUCCCACGCCCACCACGAGGUUGCCGAAAGCCUUCCGCAGGUGUCGCAGGAACCCGCCACCCCGGACUUCAAGGACCGAGUGCCGUCGCUGAAGAUCAAGCUCCCAGAACCUGCCAGUGUGCCUAAUGCCAUUGAGGAAGUACCAAAGAGAAAAGACGACAGUUCUAGUGCCGCAAGGAGAGAACAGAGUUACUUUAGAGCUGACACAGCAGGCCGAGGCUCCGCCACUAAUCAGACGCCGAGCAAAAGACACUCAGUAGUUGAGGCCGAGGUUAUUGUCGUUCCCACGCCUCUGAGAGUACCUGCGACCCCACCAGUUGUCUGUGAUGAUACUGCCGCUACUCCCCCUGAGCGAAGAGUGUCUCUAAAAGUCAUUCCGCCGGUCUCCCCGCACGCAGCAAAGACAGUGAUUAAGGAGAGAGAGACAAAGCAAAAGUUACUGAGUGAGGAGUUGCCUUCCUCAACAGCUUUAAGUGUGGAAUUACAGCCCGUUGUGUCCCUGAAAAGGCUACAACAGCAGCAAAAACGGAGCGCUGAACAGACAGUCUCCAAACCCAGUGCUAAAGAAAGAGUCUCGUCGACGCAGCUCGAGAACUAUGCAGCAAAGUCUUUCAGCUUAAACUGUCAGAGUGAGCGCGUUAACUCAAACUUAACAAGUGUUGAUGUGCACGAACACCCGGGCAAGGAGAAACUCACCAGGGACCUUAAACCUAAAGAAAAGUUAUCCCUGAUCCCACCCGAACCGCCACCACAGCAGGUGAAACAGGUCAUUGCGGAGGCCAAGUCUGUGAUCGAAGCGCCGCCGGCCAAAGUUGAGAGUGACAGGGACACCUUAGUGCCGGUUGUUGAAACACAGCCUUCCACCCCCCUCAAGGCAAGUGCCAGUCGAAGGGCUCCCCAAAGUGUGUCCAUCAAGGGUGAGUCUGACCAGUGUAUUGGUGACACACUAACCCCCAGCCUAAAGAAAGGUGACAAGGCCAAGAAACCCCCCCCCACCACCAGCCCUGCAGAGGCCACCAAGCAGCCACCAGUAGAGGAGACAGAGCCAGUCAUACCUGUAGCGGCAUUACUCCCGAGCUCUGUCACUGUAAGUAAACUUGAUAACGUUCCUGUUACAGACGUUUCAGCCAAGAAGUCUCCCAGAGAUCUCCUGAAGACUGAGGUGAAAGAUUUUGGAGAGAUCAAGAAAGUCCUAUCAAGUGACAGCCUCUCUGUGGAAAUCAUCCAAGUCAAGAAGGACACAGCAGAGGGUGAAGAAGCCUCUGUCAGACCAGGAGAACCUCAGCCAGGCGUAGCAGCCCCAUCUAGCAAGGCCUCCUUAGCUCAUGUUGCUCCUAUAAAAGCCAAGAUCUGGGAGAAGCUACUUGACACAGCACAAAAGAAGGGCGACCCUGUCAAAGACCCAUCCCCGGACUCUGACCUCACAGAAAAAACAGAGCUACACAAGGCGAAGGCAGAGGAAGCUGAAGAAGAGCUACCAACCCAGGGCCUAGAUAGUAACUUGGAUCCUGUACCUUCAGAGAACCAGGAAGGUGUCCACAAAAAGCCUGUCAUUACUAAGGUAACAGACUUUGAGCCCACCUCCCACUCCAUCACCAGCCUCCUCUCCAGCAGCAACAAGGACAGGGAGAGGGAGAGAGGUGGCAUAAAGGAAGUCAAGAAGCUUCACCUUGGAGACGACACACAGAAAGGACCCCUGAUACCUGGUUACUCUCCCCCCUUACUCAAUAAAGAACCUGAACCUGAGGCAAAGACAGAUAUCACCCAGGAAACUAAAGGUGAUACAGUCAGCUCAAGCGUCAAAGAACCCACCACUUCCACCUCCACAUUAUCCGCAGCUAAACCUGAGCCACAGAGCAAGGAGUUACUGCCUGCCCAUCCACCAACAGAAAAGACAGACAUAGUACAAGUUCCCAAGUCUAUCCUCACAGGUACAAGUGCAGAUACACCCCAAGUCUCUCUAGUGAUCAAGCCUAACCCAUCUGCUGCACCUGCCCAGCCUAGUCCCAAACACUCGGUGAAGAACCUUUUGCCUAACACCACAUUAGAGGAGACAAAGGAAUCAAAGCCUACCGAAGACCUCAGUUUCCCACCCAAGACAGAACACACCAGCGACGCCUCAAAAUGGAUUAGUACUUCACCAUUGCUAAGACUAAACUCUGAGACUCCUGGAAUAGAUCUCUCCAAACAAGGCCUUCCGAUCCCCAGCAAGGAGUUGAAGCCCAUCUCUGUUGUUCAGCCGGUUCAUAAGUUUCAGAGUAUCGAGAGUCUUAUCAGUGACACUUGUGGAGGCGACAGUGAAGGAACACCAAAACCUGAACACCAGCAGCCAAGAGCAGUCAGCAAAAGCACAGAAUUAGAAGUUGCAAAGACUGUGACAGCUUGUGUUGAGGCUGGUGGCGGAUCUCAAACUCAGAAAGACCUAACAAAGCCAACUGACCUUGAUACCACAACAGCAACACCAACAACCAAAUCUGCUGAUACUGCAACACAAAAGUUGACCCUCGGAACUGAACCAGUACAGCCUGAAACUUCAAAACUCCCUGAUACUAAGGCCACUCCAGCAGCACAUAGCAGUGAGAUCUUGACUGCUAGCACUAAGGAAGAGAAACCUGUUGUGAGUCGGAAAGAAAAAGAAGAGGAAAUUAAGACAGACAAUACACCACCCAAAGAAACAGUUAAAGAGUCUGUGUUUAGUCAGGAGGAAAAAAAAGAAACUAAGACAGACAAAACACCACCCAAAGAAACAGUUAAAGAGUCUGUGUUUAGUCAGGAGGAAAAAGAAGAAACUAAGACAGACAAAACACCACUCAAAGAAACAGUGAAAGAAUCUGUGUUUAGUUGGGAGGAAAAAGAAGAAACUAAGACAGACAAAACACCACUCAAAGAAACAGCUAAAGAAUCUGUGUUUAGUUGGGAGGAAAAAGAAGAAACUAAGACAGACAAAACAUCACCCAAAGAAACAGUUGAAGAGUCUGUGUUUAGUCAGGAGGAAAAAGAAGAAACUAAGACAGACAAAACAUCACCCAAAGAAACAGUUGAAGAGUCUGUGUUUAGUCAGGAGGAAAAAGAAGAAACUAAGACAGACAAAACAUCACCCAAAGAAACAGUUGAAGAGUCUGUGUUUAGUCGGGAGGAAAAAGAAGAAACUAAGACAGACAAAACAUCACCCAAAGAAACAGUUGAAGAGUCUGUGUUUAGUCGGGAGGAAAAAGAAGAAACUAAGACAGACAAAACCUCUCCUAAAGACACCGUUCAGGAGUCUGUAUUUAGUGAGAAAGAAAAGGAAACUAAAACAGACAAAACUCCACCCAAGGAAACAGAGAAAGAAGAAAAGUCUGCAUUAAGUAAGAAAGAAACAGAAGAGGAAACCAAACUCAAAGAAGCAGAUACAGAACAAUCUUUAGUAUUUGGAGAAGAAACACUCGGGGAAACUAAAACAGAAAAACCCAAAGAAACUGUCACAGAUUUAAACACUGACAAACCUCCAUCCCUAGAACUCUCUUUGCCAAGUCUUUUAUCAGAUACAAGGCCAAGUGUUAAAGAAUCAGACCUUCCCACAGAAAAUAAAACUGAAGUGCAAGAGAAAGAAUCCAGUACUAAAUCACUAAAGGAUCAGGAAAUAGUACAACCACCAGUACAGGGCAGUGACAUCUCUCCAAAAGGUUUAGUGAACAAAGAAUCCACUCCAUCUAAGGUUAUAUCCAGGGUUCCAAGUCCUUCAACUACAGCAGAAGAAGUCAAAGCAAAGCCCACAGUCCCUGAACCUACAAGACAGACGGUAAAAUCUGAGGAAACUGUAAAAUCUCCCGGUGAAUCAAAGUCCUCUGCUGAGACUAUUAGUGCAGGAAAGGAGGACAGUUUAGAAUCAAAAAGCAAAGCAAAACUUGAGUUAUCUUCAGAAUCAAAAGACACUUCUGCAGCGCCUGUAACUGAAGUCAAAUCAAAACCUGAAUCAACCGCAGAUCCUGAGGAAACCAAACCACCACCACAAGGAGCUCAGUCAACAAGGGAGCCAAUCACCUUAGGAUCAGAAUCAAAAGAUGCAAGUAAAGUGCAUUUAGACUCCAAAACAGAGCCUGCAGACUUGAAGGUAGAGAGCAGAGGAUCAGAGUCUCCUUCCCCUGCCAAAGAGAAGGAACGUGAGGUUAAAAGUCUUGUAUCCAGCGAAGCAAAGGAAGACACAGCAUCAGUCACUCCUGCCGCUAUAACACAGCUCACCAACAGCACAGCCGAGGAACAGACAGGAACAAGAGCUGCCCCAGAAACUGUUGGCACUGCUGUUAAAGAGGAAACAACAACCAAGCCAGACCUUAAGUUAUCUGAAACCCUCAAGACCAGUCCAGAACCCACCACUCCAACAGCCAAAAGUGUCCUGGUAACUGAUACUUCAACUGUAAAAGAGGAGACUCCAAGGAAACAGGACCUGAAGUUACCUGAGGUUCCCAAGACAGCUGAGGCCACUACUCCACCAGCUAAAACUGCUGCUGGAACUGAUACCACCUCUUCAGCUCCUGUGAAAGAGGAGACAGCAAGCAAACCAGAGUCAAAGGCACCAGAGAUUCCAAGGAAACAAGACCUAAAGCCAACUGAGGUCCCCAAGACAGCUGAAACCACCCCUCUAACAGCCAAAACUGCAGCUGGAACUGACACCUCCUCUGCUGCUCCUGUGAAAGAGGAGACACCUAGCAAACCAGACACCAAGGUACCAGAAGCCUCAAAGAAACAGGACUUUAAGUUAUCAGAGACUCCUAAGACAGCUCCUGAAAACACCACCCCAGCAGCAAAGAGUGCCCCACCAAGUGACGGUUCUAGCACUACUUCUAUUACUGUGAAAGAGGAGACUCAGAGAAAACCAGAUCUCAAGUCACCUGAAGCUCCUAAGUCAGCCCCUGAAAACACCACCCCAGCAGCAAAGAGUGCCCCACCAAGUGACGGUUCUAGCACUACUUCUAUUGCUGUGAAAGAGGAGACUCAGAGGAAACCAGUUCUCAAGUCACCUGAAGCUCCUAAGUCAGCUCCUGGAACCACCACCCUAGCAACCUCUAGUUUUGUCACCUCUGCUACUACUACUGUAAAGGAGGAGACUGCAAGCAUCCAGUUACCACCAGAGCCUGAGAGGAAGCAAGAGGCCAAGCUUCCAGAGCAGAUAAAGGCUCCCCAAACCACUAGUCCAACAACUAAAAGUGACCCAGGAACUGAUACUGUUUCUGUCAAGGAGGAGGCGCCAAACAGACCAGACGUCAGACUACCAGAGACUCAGGUCAGAACCACCCCAGUACCACAGCAGAAGGAGGACAAACCCAAGGAGGCAAGCAAAGUACAGCCAGAAUCCAGUGUCAAGUUAGAAGCUGAGAAGACUCGAAGGAAAGAAGCAGUUGAUAUCACCUCUGAGAGACAGCCCAGAACAGAAGGGUCACAAUCAAGUGUUAAGUCAGAAAAUAAACCCUCCACUAACACCUCAUCCACUUCUUCAGUAACAGACAAGUAUUCAGGGAAGGAACCACUUGACAAGGUUACCCCUUUGAGUGAGAACAGAAGAGAAGGAAACUUAACAUCACCCAAAACAGAAACUCCUCUCACUGUUUCUGUUACACCCCGAACAGAAGGUAUCCCAGUGACAGCUUCUGGUAAGCCUGAAAGGAGUGAGCAGUCAGCCACCAAAGCAAGUGAGGCUGAAGUAGAUUCCUCCACCAGAACAGAGACAACAAAGAAGGAAGAAGCUGAAAACUCUGGUGAUAAAGUAGACAAACAGGAAGGCAGCUCAGUAACCACCCCCAGGACUGAACCAAACUCCAAACAAGGAAGCUCGGUGAAAAGUGAAGGGAAUUUAGUCACCACAGACUCCAAGAAGCCCACAGAAGCUCCUCAGAGUGAGUCUUUUGUGAGUUCAAGGAUUGUUAAGACUGAAGGAGAACCCAUUGCGAGUCUUGGUAGUGGAAGUAAAGGGACCACAGGGAGUGAGACAAGCCCUGCAUCAAGCCAUAACGAGCCCAGUUUGCUUGACACUAAAAGCACCACCAAGGAACUUACCACUCACAGCUCACCUAAACCUCCUGCUAGUGAAGUCUGUACAGCCACUGCCCAGUCAGCUAAAGUCCCAUCCAGUGAAGUAAAGCCCACUGACAAAGACUUCCUUCAGGCCAAAACAGAACCCCCCUCCACACCAAGGGAAGCUAAAGAAACUCCAAAGGAAACAAAACCUCCAUCUAGUGAAGUUUGUGCUGAAACUCGUAAGGAAGCCAAACCCAAACCAAGCGAUACUGAUACUUCAAGGGAGAGAAAACCUAGCGAAGGUGAAGUUUGUAAAGAACCCUCCAAGCCCUUCAAGGAAAGAGACGCCACAUCAUCAACUUCUCCUACGAGCACUGACACCACAGCCAAGAGCCCAGUAACCCCAGACACAGCCAAGAGAAAAGACACAGACAAGGCCACUACUACCACCACCACUGCGGCCACCACUUCUGUCACUACUCCUACCACUUCUACAUCCGCUAAGCCUGACAACUUUCCUCAGAGGUUUCUAUUCGGAACAGGAAAGCUAUUGGGCGUUUCUGAAGCCUCAAAACAGAGUACAGAGGCAAGUACAAACGUUAGCCUUCCUCGGUUUACAUUCGGUAGAGACACAACAUCUCAACUUUCACUGCCUUCAACAACACCUCCACCUCUUCCUCGCCCACUUCUCACAGCCCCCAGUUUAGCAUCCCAGGGAGCUACAGGUACAAGCACUGCUGGACCUGAUACAGUGAAGAGUGAAGCAUCGCACAUCACCAGGAAAGGUCUGUACGAGACACAGAAACCAGAGGAAGAAGGGAAGAGCACCAAGGUUACUGAGGGAAAGGUCAGUGCAGGUGCCAAAUCAUCCUCUGCAGAUACUAAACAAGCUCAAGAGGAAUCAAGUACUGCCAGUAAAGUAAGUCCAGAACAAAAAGGACCAAGUCAGGACAGUACCAUCCAGUCCAAGGAAGCGGGAAAGACUUUUAACGUCACCGAAACAAAAGUCAACCCAUCGGCCAGACCUCCGUUCACCUUCAGACAAGUCGAGGCAAAUCAAGGACAUCCCAAGAAACCCGACUCUCUUCAGGGACCUUCCAUCAAGAGUGAGUUGCUGAAGACACCCAGAGAACAAACUGAGGGUAAAGACUCCAAGGAUACUGACCUAAAGAAACCUAGUCUUGAGGGAACUGCAGUAAAGAGCAAAGGUCCUGAUACACCCACAGAACAAGACGAGGACAAAGACUCGAAAGAUCAGCGGCUAAAGAAAUCAGACAGCCUUGAAAGUAAAGUUCCAGAAACAUCUAAAGAACAGAGUAAGGAAAAAGACAGUGCCACACCCAUCAGUCCAUCUCUCAGCAUAGACAAAGGCAGUAAAUCACAGGCAGAUAGAGUUACUGCUAAGAUUUGUACACCUGAACCUGCAUCCCAAGGUAUUACAGGGCUAAACAGAGGUCCAGGAUCAUUAGGAAAGGUAAUUGAACAGCCUAAGACUUCUUUAAUCUUACGUGGUAGCACACAACAAAAUACAGGUCCAGGAUCAUUAGAAAAGAAAGUUGCUGAACAGCCUAAGACUUCAACUCCUGAAACCUUAUCACAGAGGCUCACAGGACAAAAUACAGGUCCAGGAACAUUAGAAAAGAAAGUCACUGAACAACCUAAAACUUCUACUCCUGACACUUCAUCCCAGAGUACCACAGGACAAGUCACAGCCCCAAGACAGUUUGAAAAGAAAUUAACCGAGACUGAGACCUCCCAAACGUCAUCCCUAGGUAACGCAGGUACAGCGAAGUUAGAAAAGAAAGUUCCUGAGGUGACGAAAACUUCUUCGGAAACUACAUCCCAGGGUGACACAAACACAAGACCAAGGGCGUUAGAAGACAGAGAGACCAGAGAGAAACAGGCGAUAGACUCUCGGCCAAGUGAAGAAGUUAUCAAAGCAGUAAAAGAGCCAGGAAAGGAAGCUAAGAGUUCAAGUGUAGUAACUCAGCCUCUUGGAGUUGAGAGGACAGAAAAGGAAGCUACACAGAACAGCUCAGUGAGUGUAGGGAAAGAACCAGGAAAGGAGAAAAAGUCAAGUGAUAGACAACCAAGUGACAAAGAAGAGGCGAGAACAUUUAAGGAAGCAGGAAAGGAAGGGAAGAGUUCAGGUGUGAGCAAACCCAGGGAAUUUGUGCGUGCAAGAAAGGAAGGAAAGAAAACGAGACACAAGGGCGAGAAUUCAAGAGACAGCGAAGACUCGGACUCGGGAUCGUCGUCUGAUAGCAGUAGAGGCAGCAGUAGCAGCAGCAGCGACUCCAGUAGUAGUCUUCAUUCGCCAGGAAAGAUGGGUCGUCGCAGGAAGACAUCAUCCAGCGCUGAAGCAGAGAAGGAGACCGUCAGUUCCCGCAGGAGUCAGAGGACGAAGGAGGCGUUGAUGGACCAGAACAGUACGGACGGCACGGAGGAGGCGGAGGCCAGUGCAAAGGCUUCCCAGAGGAGUACAAAGGGACGCACCAAGAGGGACAGCAGUAAUGGGGACGUGGAGCAGGAGGAAGCGGCCGCCAACACCAAGCGUCUGCGGCGGAGCUCUCGUAGUGCCAGUGUGGAGAAGGACAAGGUCUUGGAGGCAGAGGCUGGCAGAUCAAGGACAAGGCGGAGCUCACGCACCCAGAGCGUUGACGAUGAUGAUGCAGAGAAGUCAGACAAGCGACAGAGGAACAGCUCAGAGAGGGAGACAACGCCUCUCAGAAGAUCCAGCAGGAAGUCUCGUGGCAAGAGCGUUGAGUCUGAGGAGUCCGAGGAUGAGCCUCCGGCCGGGAAGAAAGAGACAAAAGGGAAGAAGCUGGACAGUAUCAAGGAGCUGAACGAGAGCCAGCACGAGACACCGAAGAAGCCUGACGGGAAGAACGCAGACACUGAGAAGGGCGACACCAAGACUCCUCCACUCCCGUCAGAAAAGAAGACCGAACCCUCACCAAACAAAGAGGAGCUGCCGGAGAAACACAAACAGCAGAGUGACGGCAGUAAGGUUAAGGCAGCUGGUGAUGACUCAGCUGGCAAGCAAGAGGAGCCCAAGAAGGAGAAGAAGGAAGCGUCUGCGCCUCUCAAACUCCAGCGGAAUGAAGUGAAGGUCCCGGAGGCCAACAGGAGGUCCAGGUCCAGGUCAAGGUCAAGUUCUCGGUCACCCUCGCCAAAGAAACUGAAAACCAGCGAUGCCCUCCCGGCCAGACCCGCCAAGAAGGAGUCUGGGAAUGCCGAGGCCGAGAAGACCGACAAGAAGGCAGAGUCAGGUGGCAGCAGGAGUCCCAUUGAGGAGACCAAGAAGACCAGCCAGAGACCAAAACUGCUGAGGAACGAGGUGAAGGUGAAGCAGGACUCCCCCGAGAAAACUGGAGAGAGACGCAGCAGAAAACACAGCUACCACUCCAGCAGAAGUUCCUCAAGUGACUCUUCAAGAUCUCCCACCCCAAAGAAGAACAGAAAGAGACACUCGUCCUCGUCGUCAUCCUCCUCCUCCAGCAGCUCCUCAAGGUCACGCUCAAGACACUCCAGAAAGAAGUACAGCCCCGCAGGGAAGCGCUCAGGCCCAGACCGCAGGAACGACACAGCCCCAGCAGUGGCAAAGUCAGCAGAAAGCAGCAGUAGCAGGUCCAGGGACGAGGAGGCUGAGAAGACCUCCAAGCACAGGUCCAUAAACUUCCCAAGCAGUGGAAGGAAGAGCCGUCGGUCACACUCUCGUUCAAGGUCACCCGUGGCCAAGGCUUCAAAGGGUGGAGACGAGACACACACACACGACAAGGCCCACACUGAGGAUGCCAAGAAGGACAAGAGCUCAGAGGAGACCAAGCAGCCAGAGGGAGAGGAGGAGGCAAAGGAACCAGAGGACACCAUUGACUACUCCUCCUUCAAGUCUGUGAGGAAAGUGAGUCUGUCAAGAGGCAAGUCAAGGGAGGAGGAGGAUGCCGAUAAGCCCAAGAGGAAGAAGUGGGGUAACGCCACCAGGAAGCCUUCCCUUGACAUCUCUUCGGCCUCUUUGAAGACUAUAAUCCCUGACGUCAAGCCUCUGUCAGUCUCGGAGGUCCACAUGGAGGACUCUGCCCCUGAGAGUGGUGAGGCCAGUGACCACGAGGGCCCCGCACCCCCACCGGCAGCGUUCCAGGUGACAGCGCUGGAGGAAGCAGACGAGGAGGAGGAGGAUGAGGAGGAGAAGGUGAAGGCAGAGGGAAGGCCAAGGAGAGAGGUGAGGGAAGUGUCGCCUCUGAUGAUACAAGCCAAGCAGCGGAAACAGCACUCACCUAGUCCUGAAGAAAAGAAGAGUGUUCGCAAGAUCCACAUGUUCGUUGGACCGACUCCUUCCUCCAAGCCAGCCAUCGCCCCAUCCCGCAACCCCCCAUCCAGGGUGGUGUACAUACAGAACCUGGUGCGUCCCUUCACCAUCAACCAGCUGCGAGAACUACUGCAGCGCACUGGACGCCUCACAGAGAACGGCUUCUGGAUAGACAACAUCAAGUCCAAAUGCCUGGCAAUGUAUGAGACGGAGGACCAGGCACAGGAGACCAGGAUGGCACUUCAUGGCAUUCGGUGGCCUGUCUCAAACCCCAAGAACCUCUUUGUUGACUACUCCACAGAGGCCGAGAUGAAGAAGAGAAUGGCAGACUUUGCACCUCCGCCCCAGAAGACCAUUGAGGAUCGCAGGGACGAUAGGUGGAAGCGCGAGGGGCCCGUACGUGAGUGGGACCUGGCCAAGAUUGGAGAGCGAUCGCCUGGAGAGAAAGAGCGAGAGAGGGAGAGACUACGCAGGGAGAGGGAGGAGGAGAGGCUGAGGGAACACAAUAAACCCAGGAGUCCAGGAAGAGAACAAGAGAAGAAGCCUGCGGAACCGCCAGCCAAGCUUCUCGAUGAUCUGUUCCGCAAGACAAAGGCACAACCUGCAAUUUAUUGGCUGCCGUUGACUGCUGAACAGAUCAUGGAGAAGGAGGCUCAGAGGCGGCAGAAGAUGGCUGAGAUAGAGCGUCGCCAGGCUGAGAUGAAAGCGGCGAGGGAGAAGGAGCAGGCGGAGUGGGAGAAAGUGAGGGCGGAGCGGAGGAAGGAGAGGGAGAGGGAGCGUGAGAAGGAGAAGGAGAGGGAAAAGGAGAGAGAGCGGGAGAGGGAGAAGAAUGCCCGCAAGUCACGUUCGAGGUCAAGGUCACGCCGAAGGAGCAGGUCACCGAGAAGGUCACCCAGACGAUCACCAAGAAGGUCGCCGCGACGGUCACCUAGGUCGUCAAUAAAGAGAUCUCCCAAAAGGUCACCCGGAAAGUCUCCACGACGGUCACCACAGAGGUCGAGGCGGUCUCGGUCUCCAAGCAGAGAUUCUCACAAGCGGAGGAGCAGGAGUCGGUCCCGCUCUCGGUCCCGCAGCUGAUCUCAUCAACGCCACAGUAACAGAGGGGAGCUGACGCCUGACCCCGAGGAGGGCAGAGAGAACAAACAUGACAAUACCCUGGGGCAGUGAACAGUGUGUUGCUUCCAUUGGAGGCUGACACACAAAUGAUCUAAAACACACAGGCAAUGCAGAGUCCACACAAGAAGCAUACCAAGACUCCAGCACCAGCAAGCAGGCCCCUCGGCACCCCCAAGGUUACUACUGUUCCUGCUCCCCUUCAGAUUUAUUCCUUGCCUACUUCCUACCUUUCUCUCGCCCUAUCAAGUCAUCAUACCUAAUAUUUAUUUUUUAUUUUUUUGUACAUACUUUUCCCUAUUCACCCUUCCCUUUACAGGCAUGUCCACUCAAUGCUCUUCUGAUUGUGUAUUUUUUAUCUUUUCUCCUUAAGUGAUCAAAGAAAUGCCUUUAAAGAGAGAAUAUUAACUAAAUGUUUAGGUGUUAUUUCUUAGGAGACAUUCAGAUGAUUUUAUCCAUGAGAGCGAGAGAGAGCUGGCUUGUGUGUAUGGUAAGUAUGUUUUAUUUUUUUGAAGAUGUUUAAGAUCUUAAGUUUAUUUUAGGCUAGAGUGUAGGGUAGUUGAGGCUUACUUUUGUUUUAUUUAUAUAUCAGAAGAGCAUUGGGUGGUAAGGAAAGUGUUGAGAGAAAGCGUUGUUGGCGAGGGAAGCACCAGCGCCGUUUGGCCAGACUCAACAACGAUGAUUCUACGGAACUCCGAUGAUCAUCACUGAGAAGGAAAGGAACGACGGUCACGUUAAACUCUUCUUCUUCCUUCCUCAAUGGAACGCUCGUCUACGGAAUAGUUAAACGGUCGUGUGACGAUACGUGGCUGCAGACGCUGCCUUCCCCUACAUGCAAAGUAUAUGAAUGAAUGAAACAGACUCACGAAGGCACGCAAACAUUGCCUACGAUAAAUAGUACACCUGGAAGUGACUGAUUGUGACUUGAGUUGUACCUGUACCCAUGUUUGAUAAGUAGCUUAAGCACCGACGAGGUAUACCAGAGUGAUGGAUGUGCAUCUUUGUAUAAAGUCAUUGCGUGAGCACCUAACAUGCUGCAAGUGUGUCAGCUCACUGCUGUAAAAGUGUUUUUUAACAUGGGUUUGUUGAAGUUACUGCACCUGUACAUAGUAGAAAGUAAACAUCUGGGCAGGAUUCACAUUUUGAAAAAAAAAUUAGUAUGACACAGUAAUGCCAAGUGUUACUGCGGUGUACAGUACAGGAAAUUAUUUCUUCCCCCCAGAGUGUGGAGUACAAAAUUUGUACAUUAUAAUUUGUAAAGCUCCCAGUUGUGUUGGGCAGUAUGAUUAAGGCAGAGUUGCAGUUUCAAUCAUAUUUCCAAUGAUAACAUUGUAUGUAAACACAGUGAUUGAAACUACUUUAUAGUAUUUUGAUGUUAAAACUAAUGAUUUAUGCACUAGGAACUGAUCAGUUGUCAUUAUGUUUAUUUCUGGGUGACUUUAUAACCAAGUCAAUAAAAAAAUACACCCAA
Eriocheir sinensis (Chinese mitten crab) is the source of this 13747-nucleotide messenger RNA. Its product is annotated as microtubule-associated protein futsch-like. Gene Ontology annotation, molecular function: RNA binding. Bases 118 to 12240 code for a protein of 4040 amino acids. The record is from RefSeq and is a predicted model, not a curated record. The transcript is spliced from 20 exons. NCBI's taxonomy places the organism in Eukaryota, Metazoa, Arthropoda, Malacostraca, Decapoda, Varunidae.